Messenger RNA from Exophiala aquamarina CBS 119918, 2226 nucleotides. Its product is annotated as transketolase. Bases 1 to 2226 code for a protein of 741 amino acids. The record is from RefSeq and is a predicted model, not a curated record. Gene Ontology annotation, biological process: pentose-phosphate shunt. Gene Ontology annotation, cellular component: cytosol. NCBI's taxonomy places the organism in Eukaryota, Fungi, Ascomycota, Eurotiomycetes, Chaetothyriales, Herpotrichiellaceae. The transcript is spliced from 4 exons. Gene Ontology annotation, molecular function: transketolase activity.
AUGGCGCCUUCUUUGGAAUACUAUGAAGCUGUCUCGGGAGGGGAACUCCCGGUUAAAGCUAUCCCGACCAAAACCAAUGGAGUCGAAGCUGUUAGCGGCCUGCAACUAGAUCAGAGUGAGAAACAUGAGAUUAUUCUUAAGACUUUCCGAGCGUUUAUCGCCGAUCUAUGUCAGCAAUUCGGAGGCGGGCAUCCUGGCGGUGCAAUGGGAAUGGCUGCUAUUGGAAUCGCGCUAUACAAAUAUGUCAUGAAGUAUUCUCCUACAAACGUAGGGUUCUUCAAUCGAGAUCGUUUCGUCCUAUCAAAUGGACACACAUGCUUGUUUCAGUAUCUGUUUAUGCACCUUGUGGGCUUCAAAUCCAUGACGAUGGAGCAACUCAAGAGCUAUCACUCCGACCGAACCGACUCUCUGGCUCCUGGCCAUCCAGAGAUCGAGAAUGAAGGCGUGGAAGUGACGACGGGUCCACUCGGACAGGGUGUAGCGAAUGCAGUUGGCCUCGCCAUGGCCACAAAACACCUUGGUGCGACAUACAACCGCCCAGGCCACACCGUCGUCGACAAUAUGACGUGGUGUAUGAUUGGCGACGCAUGUCUUCAAGAAGGCGUUGCUCUUGAGGCCGUUGCGCUAGCUGGGCAUUGGAAGCUCAACAAUUUAGCGAUUCUCUACGACAACAACAAUAUCACUUGCGAUGGCUCCGCAGAUGUGGCUUGUACGGAGGAUAUCGAUGCGAAGAUGCAAGCAUGUGGUUGGAAUGUGAUCGAUGUCUACGACGGAGACCACAAUGUCACAGGGAUCGUACAAGCAUUGCUGACCGCACGAAUCAGCCAGAAACCAACCUUUAUCAACAUCAGAACCAUCAUCGGAAUCGGGAGCGCUGCAACUAACAACGCCAAAGCUCAUGGUGCUGCUUUCGGAGUUGACGACGUCGCCCAGAUCAAGAGGAAUUUUGGCCUUGACCCAGAGAAGCACUUUGAAAUCUCGAAAGACAUCUACGGCUUCUUUGAGGAUGUUAAACAUCGCGGUGAGAGCCUCGAGGCUGAGUGGAGCGCCACGGUCAAGGAUUACGAAGCGCAGUAUCCCGAGCUUGCAGCUGAAUUCAAGCUUCGAGUCCAAGGGAAGAUGCCCGUCGACUGGACUAAGUUCAUUCCUUCAAAGGACCAAUUGCCCACCAAACCAACGGCAUCACGCAAGUCUGCAGGCAUUGUCUGCAACUCUCUCGCGGAAAACAUGUCGAACUUUCUCGUCGGAACGGCCGACCUCACGCCUUCGGUGAACUUGAGCUACAAACAACAGGUGGAUUUCCAAUCACCCGACUUCGUAGCGGCAUGCGGGAUGACGGGAGCCUACUCCGGCCGCUAUAUCCACUACGGGAUCCGGGAGCACGCGAUGUGCGCGAUCUCGAACGGACUCGUGGCCUUCAACAGGGGAACCUUCCUUCCCGUGACGAGCACAUUCUUCAUGUUCUACAUCUACGCAGCCCCAGCGGUACGUAUGGGCGCGCUGCAAGGGCUCCAACAAAUCCACAUCGCAACGCACGACAGUAUCGGUACAGGCGAAGACGGGCCGACGCAUCAGCCCAUCGCCCUACCCGCACUCUACCGCGCGAUGCCCAACCUGCUGUACAUCCGCCCGUGCGAUAGUGAGGAAGUAGCCGGGGCGUUCAUCACCGCGAUUAAGGCAACGUCCACCCCGAGCAUCAUUUCCCUCUCCCGCCAGAACUUGACGCAGUUCCCGGAAUACUCGCACCGCGACGGCGUCCAGAGGGGCGCCUACGUCUUCAUCGAAGACGCGGCUGCAGAUAUCACGCUCAUCGGCAUCGGCUCGGAGAUGGGCUUCGCCGUCUCAACACGCACCCUCCUCAAGGAGAGAUAUAACAUCAACGCCCGAAUUGUCAGCUUCCCUUGCCAGCGGCUCUUCGAGCAGCAAUCGCGCGACUACAAGGAAUCCGUGCUGCGCUACAAAUCUUCGUGUCCGAUCGUCGUCAUCGAAGCCUACGCCGUAAACGGCUGGGAGCGGUACGCAGACGCAGGAGUAAGCAUGAAAUCCUUUGGGAAGUCGCUUCCCGGAGAUGUCGCGUAUAGGCAUUUCGGGUUUGAGCCGAGUGUUAUGUCGCAGAAGAUUAAGGGGUUCGUCGAGGAGGUGAGGGCGAUGGACGGUGGGGUGCGCGCUCUGAGAGGUGAGUUUAGGGAUCUGAAUGGCGUGAUGGGUUUUGGCUUCGAGCAUUGA